Chenopodium quinoa (quinoa) is the source of this 1820-nucleotide messenger RNA. Its product is annotated as protein STAY-GREEN 1, chloroplastic-like. NCBI's taxonomy places the organism in Eukaryota, Viridiplantae, Streptophyta, Magnoliopsida, Caryophyllales, Amaranthaceae. The transcript has 4 exons. The record is from RefSeq and is a predicted model, not a curated record. The coding region runs from base 495 to 1373 and encodes 292 amino acids.
ACGUAUGAGAGGAGGAAGCACAUACCGCCGUUAUAUAAUUGGUCCAAAAUGUCCCCAAAAUUUCCAAUCAAUACAAAAAUUAAAAUAGAAACACGUGUAAAUUACAUUUCACUUUCAAUUACUAGCAACUUCAAGCAAUUUCCUUUUUUCCCGGCAGAACUAAGAAAUUAACCCCAAAUUUGUGAAUCAACUCUCUACACGCUUUUCUUUCUCUCUCCUCCUUUGAAAAAAGUGGAAAACAAACCUUCAAAGUUUUCCAAAAAAUUAUAAUUAAAACUCUUAAGCAAAGAAAAAUACUCAAUUACUCAAAGUAUCUUCUUGUUCCUUCUUUCUUUCUUUUUCUUUUCUUUCUAGUCUUUGGUAGACUACUCUUGUUACAUAUAAAAUCUUGUUCAAAUUCCUAGAUUAUUGGACCUUCUAAUUCAUUAAUUAAUACAAAUACAGAAGUAAUUAAUUGAUUUAUUAAUACUUCUGUAGUUACUAAUUUUUGAGUGAUGGCCACUUUAACUGCCUCUAUGUUACUGCCAUCAAAGCUCAAACCUUCAUUUCCUGAGGAUAAAUCCUCUAUUUUUAAUUUCAAAAGUAGCAGAUCUUCUUCAUCCAAAAGAAGCCAAUCUCUUUCCCCUGUGAUGAGAUUAUUUGGGCCAGCAAUAUUUGAAGCAUCAAAAUUGAAGGUAUUGUUUUUAGGAGUUGAUAAAGAGAAACACCCAAAGUUGCCAAGAACUUAUACUCUCACUCAUAGUGAUAUCACCUCCAAACUCACUUUGGCUAUCUCUCAAACUAUUAACAAUUCCCAGUUGCAAGGAUGGUAUAACAAAUUGUAUAGAGAUGAAGUGGUGGCAGAAUGGAAGAAAGUAAAAGGGAAGAUGUCACUACAUGUUCAUUGUCACAUAAGUGGUGGUCAUUUCCUAUUAGAUUUGUGUGCUCCUUUGCGUUACUACAUCUUUUGCAAGGAACUCCCUGUGGUACUGAAUGCAUUUGUGCAUGGGGAUGAAAAUUUGUUCAACAACAACCCAGAACUACAAGAAGCAACUGUUUGGGUGUAUUUCCAUUCAAGCAUCCCUGAGUUCAACAAAUUCGAGUGCUGGGGCCCACUCAAGUACGCGCUGGACCCCACUUCGAAGAACACGAAGGAGAUGAUGAUGAUAAACAAGCAAGGUGACGACGAUGAUGAUGAGGAGAAAGACGAAGAAGAGCCUUCAAUUACAAGCAACUCGAAAUGGGACAUGUUAGAGCCUUGCACGGAACCAUGUAGGUGUUGCUUUCCACCAACUAGUUUGAUCCCUUGGACUCCUUCACUAUCACAUGAGCAACCUCAGCUAGAUCAAGAACUUACCGGAGACGUCUCGAUCCCCCCCACCGGGACCCGGUGAUUGGUAAAUAUUGUAUGCUUGGGUUGAAACAACACCAAAUAUAUGAUUACAACCAUGAUUUAUUUUGUAUAUAACACAUACAAGUAGAAAACUCAAUUAUCUUAGGUAAUUUAAUUGUACUUAUAUUAAAUUUAGUGAAAAUUCGGGUGGACAAAGGAGCUUCCUUGUAUCGGAUGAUCUGAUGUUGGAGGCUUGUAUGUAUUUGUGACCUUGUCAAGAUCACCUCGCUCUCACUCCAAUGUUAAGGGGUUGAAAGGAUUGAAUUCAUGGACUUUAAUUUUGUACAUACACGUUGAUUUGUUUUGGUGAACAACUGGUACGUGUAAUAUAUAUUGUGACUAAUAGGAGUUAUCUUGUUUAAAUUAAAGACUCCUAUUGUUACACAACACAUAAUAUGGAGUAUGCCACAUUUGAUUUUGGUUAGGGGAGAAUUUUCAACAAGUUUAA